Molecule: messenger RNA, 825 nt
Organism: Corylus avellana
Lineage: Eukaryota; Viridiplantae; Streptophyta; Magnoliopsida; Fagales; Betulaceae
Source: RefSeq, a predicted model, not a curated record
AUGGAGCGCAGUACUUUCGGUUUGAGAAAAGGUGCAUGGACUGAAGAAGAAGAUUUGCUUCUGAGGCAGUACGUUGAGAAGUAUGGAGAAGGAAAGUGGUAUCAAAUUCCUCUCAGAGCAGGCUUAAAUAGAUGCCGGAAAAGCUGUAGAAUGAGGUGGUUGAACUACCUAAAGCCAAACAUCAAGAGAGGAGGCUUCGCUGCAGAUGAAGUUGAUCUCAUUAUCAGGCUCCAUAAGCUCUUAGGCAACAGAUGGUCACUAAUUGCUCGUAGGCUUCCGGGAAGAACAGCUAAUGAUGUGAAGAACUUUUGGAAUACACACAUGUGCAAGAAGGAAAUUUCUCACAUUAAAGAAACUAAAGAAAAAGCAAAAGACAUUGUGAAAGUGAACGUAAUAAAACCUCGACCUCAGACUUGCUCUAAAAAUUUUAUUUGGUUAAAUGAGAAACCUACAGCUAUAGCAAGGUUUGAACCAAAGGACAAUGUGAGCAACAUAUCUCCCACCUUAAUGCCAUCAAAUAGUGGAAGUGAAUGGUGGAAAAGCUUGUUAGAUGACAAGGAAGGUGAUGAAAGAGCUACGUGCACCGUAAGUGGGUUAGAUAAAUAUCCCAACAAAUGGUGGAAAAGCUUGUUAGAUGACAAGGAAGGUGAUGAAAGAGCUACGUGCACCGUAAGUGGGUUAGAUAAAUAUCCCAACAAAGAUCUUUGGGGCGAGAAAAUAGUACUAGAAGCAGAAGUUUGGAACAAUUUUGAUGAUGAAGAUUUGAGUUGUUUGGCUGAUCAAACCGUUUUCGACAUGAGCUUUUGGGAUUUUCUCAAUGCAUAA